Cimex lectularius (bed bug) is the source of this 869-nucleotide messenger RNA. RefSeq names its product calcium load-activated calcium channel. Gene Ontology annotation, biological process: endoplasmic reticulum calcium ion homeostasis. The transcript has 5 exons. The record is from RefSeq and is a predicted model, not a curated record. NCBI's taxonomy places the organism in Eukaryota, Metazoa, Arthropoda, Insecta, Hemiptera, Cimicidae. Gene Ontology annotation, cellular component: endoplasmic reticulum membrane; cytoplasm; endoplasmic reticulum. Bases 220 to 771 code for a protein of 183 amino acids. Gene Ontology annotation, molecular function: calcium channel activity.
AAAUAUUUUCUCCAGAUAUUUUUAAAUUAGCAAUAUUUGGAAGGAAUCUGUUUCUUUAGUUGGAAGUUUAUGUUAUAGGCAUAAUUUUUUUCUUCGCGGGAUAACACCAGUAGAGGUUCUACGGUGUUUUUAAUUUUGUAGUAUUUACAUGUAGAUUUUCGUUUUUUAAAUAGGCCAUUUAAUUAAUCGUUUUGUAAAUAAAUUGAUAAUUUGAUUAAAAUGUGGGCGGAUACGAUAUUAAUUGUUUUUAUUUCAAUAUGCACCGCACUUCUUGGGGAAGGAUUGACCUGGCUGAUGGUCUACAGGACGGAGAAAUAUCAAAAACUCAAAUCCGAGGUCGAACGGCAGAGCAAGAGAUUGGAGAAGCGUAAAGAAGCUCAUGGAGAUUCAUUGGAUAAGCAGCAUAAGAAGAAAAUUGAACGGGAGAAGGAAAAACUGAUGAACAAUAACAGAGAUUUGUCAUUUGUCAAAAUGAAAUCUGUCUUUGCCAUCGGUUUCGCUUUCACCGCCUUACUCAGCAUGUUCAAUAACAUAUUCGAUGGAAGGAUUGUUGCGAGAUUGCCGUUCAUACCGAUUUCAUGGAUCCAAGGACUAUCUCAUAGGAACUUGCCAGGAGAUGACUAUUCAGAAUGCUCAUUUCUAUUUUUAUACAUUCUAUGCACUAUGUCGAUCAGACAGAACAUCCAAAAAAUGUUGGGAUUUGCACCUUCGAGGACAGCGAGCAAACAGUCAGGAGGGUUGUUUAGGCCACCUCCUCAACAGUUAAGAUAGAUUCACUCAGGCCACAGAAACAACAAAUUUAAAACUUUCAAGCAAUGUGUGAUGCCUGUAUAUAUAAAAUAAUUUAUUUAAAUAAGAAGUUUUAAUAC